This is a messenger RNA of Nezara viridula (southern green stink bug), 4220 nucleotides long. The record is from the annotation of a GenBank genome assembly. Lineage: Eukaryota; Metazoa; Arthropoda; Insecta; Hemiptera; Pentatomidae.
GUUUUAGUUUGUUUUUUAAUUUUAAUUUGUUCCUUAAAAUUCAUGAUCAGAAUACAUGUGGAUGUUAUUACUAUUUCACAAUCCAGAUCGAGAUCAAGAGAAAGAAGAAGAUCUAGAGAUAGGGACAGGGAACGUGAGCGUGAUCGUGAUCGUGAAAGAGACAGAGAUCGUGAAAGGUUUAGAUCACGUUCUAGAUCAAGAGACCGUGACCGAGGGCGUGAUAGGGGUGGACGUGGAGGUGACCGAGGUGCUAUAAGAGGCAGGGGAGGGCAACCAGGUUCUGCUCUACGAAGACCUCAUUGGGAUCUUGGGAGAUUAGAACCCUUCAAAAAGAACUUCUACACACCUCAUGAAGAUGUUCAAGCCAGGCGUAAAGAAGAUAUUGAUGCGUACCGCGAUGCUAAGGAGAUAACUUUGAAGGGAAAGGAUGUUCCUCAUCCAGUAUGGUCAUUUGACGAAGCCGGAUUUCCUGAAAAUAUCCUGAAAGUGCUGAAAAAGCAGGGGUUUAAAGACCCGACCGCUAUUCAAGCUCAAGGGUGGCCGAUAGCAUUGUCAGGUAGAGAUAUGGUUGGUAUAGCGUCAACAGGUUCUGGAAAAACACUUUCUUAUAUAUUACCAGCUCUAGUUCAUAUUGAAGCACAAGAACCCCUGCGACGUGGGGAUGGCCCAAUCGCAUUAGUCUUAUCUCCUACUAGGGAGCUUGCUCAGCAAAUUCAGACAGUCUGUAAUGAUAUCGGCGAUGCGAUAGAUAUCACUAACACGUGUGUAUUUGGAGGAGCUCCUAAAUCAGUUCAGGCACGGGAACUAAAAAGAGGUGUAGAAAUUGUAAUUGCUACACCAGGUCGUUUGUUGGACUUCCUCGAAUCAAGGGAAACUGAUUUAAAAAGGUGUACUUAUUUAGUUCUUGACGAAGCAGAUCGAAUGCUUGAUAUGGGUUUUGAGCCACAGAUCAGAAAAAUAAUUGAACAGAUAAGGCCUGAUCGACAAGUUUUAAUGUGGUCCGCAACUUGGCCUAAAGAAGUUCAGGCACUUGCAGAGGAAUUUCUUAAGGAUUAUAUUCAGGUUAAUGUUGGUUCACUUCAACUCUCUGCCAAUCACAAUAUUCUGCAAAUCGUUGACGUUUGUCAAGAACAUGAAAAAGAACAAAAACUUUGCACGCUUUUGAAAGAAAUAAUGCAAGAGAAAGAAAACAAGACGAUUGUUUUCAUCGAAACCAAGAGACGUGUCGAUGAAAUAACUCGACGGAUCAUACGUGAUGGGUAUGAUGCAGUGUGUAUACAUGGUGACAAGAAACAGUCAGAAAGAGAUUACGUAUUAAAAGACUUUAGGAAUGGGCGAAGCCCCAUUCUUGUGGCUACUGAUGUCGCAGCUAGAGGACUUGAUGUGGAAGAUGUCAAGUUUGUCAUCAAUUUUGAUUUUCCCAACAACUCGGAGGAUUACGUUCACCGUAUCGGCAGGACUGGUAGAUCGAAGCGUACAGGGACCGCCUACACCUUCUUUACGAGAAGUAAUGCCAAACAGGCUGCAGAAUUGGUAGCUGUAUUGAAGGAGGCAAACCAGACGAUAAAUCCCAAACUGGAGGACCUGGCAGAUAGCUAUAGGGGUGGAGGAGGCAGGAGAAGAGGAGGCUUUCGUAAUCGAGGAGGUCGAAAAUCCAGGAGUAGAAGUCCCCUUAGGUCUCGAACCAGAUCGCCAACACCUAGAAGAAGAUCACCUAGGCGGAGAUCUCCUCGAAGGCGUUCCCCAAGGAGGAGGUCUCGUACUGAUUCACCUCGUUCUCCAUCAGGCAAGUGUGAGGAGAAGAACUCACAGUCGGAGUCAGAUGAGAGGAAGCUCGCGCAGGCCCUUAUCAACAUUAUAGGGGGCCCUCGCGCAGAUACGGGGGGUCAGGACAAUAUUAAUUUGAGUGGAGAAAAGGAACCUGUUGCUCUCAGUCAGAAAGAAGAGCAGCCUGUAGAGGAGGCUAAGCCCUUAAGCAUUGCACCUUUAGAUUCAAAUUCUGUAUUUGAUCAAAUUAAUGAACAUAAUAUUGACAAUGAAGAAAGAAAAGAAAAUGGUUAUUCAUCUCCCUCUCCAAAGAAAUCGCUAUCAGAGGAUCAUGAUCAACUUGAUGGAUCCUCAUUAAAUAACCCAAACUUAAAAGAUACCAAAGAUGAAUCUGAGUCUGUAGAUGGUGGUGUAAAAGAAAAUCAAACUGACUUAGAAUCAAAUGAGCCAAAAAUUGAUUGUGUUGAGUCAGAAGAAGCUAACAACCAAAUUAAUGGUUCUAUUAACCCAAUUCUCUCAGACAAACAAGAAAAUAGUGAGUCAUCUUCGAAUUUUGUUCCUUUGGAUCAAACAAAUAAUUCAAGUCAUUUAAUGGAAGCAGUAGCUGAAAAACAACUUCAGAAUAACACUGUAAAUGAAGCUGAUUCUCAGACAAACAGUGCCAAAACUAAUGGUUCCAAUUCAGAUCCACCAAGUGAUUCAAGCACUGUUACAAAUACUGAGCAAUCAAUAAGUGCUCAUGAGGCUGUUUCAAAUGUGAAUGCACCACCUCAAGAGCAGCAAAAUAGGCACCGAACAGGAGGACCCCCUCCACAGCUUGAGCCGCAUCAUAUGAGUGGGUCCAACAACCAUGGAAACAUGAUGAGUAUUCCUCCUGACCAUAUGAGGCAAAUGAUGAUGGGUGGUCAACAAGAGCAUCAGUUGGGUAAUCAUGGGCAACCUAGGCACCCUUUGAACAAUGGUGUACAAGAUCUACCAAGACAUAUGAUGAAUGUUCCACAACACGAUCCAUCUAGAAUGAUGGGUAUUCAACAAAAUGAGGGACAUCAUUUUCAAAUAAGGCAUAUGGGUCCACCACCAAUGGAUCCCAACCAAAGAAAUCCAAUGGGAGUUCACAUUCAGAGAGGUAUGGUUGGCAUGCAUCAGGAACCGCCUAGGAUGAUGGGAGGACCUCAGAAUAAUGGUCACAUGCCAAGAAUGGGUUUUCCUCAUGACGGUUUUAUGGCAGGUCCACAGGAUCAAAGGUUUAUGGGCAUGCCUCAUCAAGAUCAAAGACAUAAUGGAUUCGAUAGAACUCCUAGGCACAUUGGAGAUGGCAGGGGGAUGAUGGGAGGAGGUGAACCACCUCGUUUUAUGAUGGGUGGAUUCCCUCCUCCAACACUCCAUGAGCAGCAUUAUUACCCUCCGCCAAACAAUGGUGGGCAAUAUAACCCUGAGCUUCUGAAGCAGCUGCCUGAUAAGACUGGGCAACCUCCUCCUCCAUUCUUUCAGCCACAACAGCAAUGGCAGUGGUCUGGCCCCCCACUUCCGGAGAGCAUCCUCUUCCAACCACCGCCUCCGCCUCCGCCAUCUUAAAUACCACUUCUCUCACUGUCUUUUAUAUAUUAAUGGUGAUGUACAUUCUGGUAAGACUCGGGACUGGGCCGUGGAAAGGUAAUCCUUCGCAUGACCCAUUAUCAACUUUAUGACCAGCCCGAGUCACGAACUGUUGUCUAAAUACAUUUUAAGUUUUACAUUCUUCCAUCGAAGAAAUAUAUUUUUUUUAAACCUUCUCUCACUCAGAUAUAUGGUCUCUUAUAUUUGUACAAUAAAGCCUAAGAAUCUUAGUUCAUUAUAAUAAUUGUGAUAUUUUCUCCUAACUAUAUUUGCUUUCUUUUGUAUUAAUAAUUAUUGUGAACAAUUUUUUUUUUUUUUUUUUGGACUUAUUUAAUAUGUAUAAAGUGUAUAUUGUUUUCCUUUAUUCGCUUGACUUAAAUAAUGCUGUAAAUAUUUAUUAUAUAUAGUUACUGUCGAUAGAAAUAUACAUAAACGAAUUAAUAGUCUGUAAAUUUUGUAAUAACUUAUCUUGGCAUUCCAUUCAUAGCAAGAAUUACUUCAAAUCUUUAAUAUGUUAGUUAAGCUAUGAUAGAUGCACUCUCCGUACUUGCUUUUUCAUAUAUUGUAAUUUAUUAUUAGAGCCAUUAAAAAAUUAAAUAAUUUAUAUUAAAUAAUUUUAAUUUAUUAUGCGUUAAAAUUUUGCCUUUUUCAAACAAAAGGUAAUUAUUUAAUUUUUUUUAUUGGUUUGUAUUUAAAAGUUUUUAGUGAUACUAGUUUAAUAUUUAUCACACAAGGCUAUAUUAAUUUUGUGUUAGUUCUAUAUAUUCACAUUAUAUAGAUAAUGGUGCAAUUUUUUUGUUUGUAAAUAAAUUACUUGAAAGCAUUAAUGAAAUGACUACGUCUAAAACUCUUAAUUU